Marmota flaviventris (yellow-bellied marmot) is the source of this 530-nucleotide messenger RNA. RefSeq names its product low density lipoprotein receptor class A domain containing 1 (gene Ldlrad1). NCBI's taxonomy places the organism in Eukaryota, Metazoa, Chordata, Mammalia, Rodentia, Sciuridae. The record is from RefSeq and is a predicted model, not a curated record. Gene Ontology annotation, molecular function: protein binding. Gene Ontology annotation, cellular component: plasma membrane.
AUGAACAAGAUCUUCCCCCAGGGGGAUGUCACCCGCAAUGCUGCUGCUGGAACCAAAGCCCGCCCUGGAGGGGAAGGGGCCCAGGCCUGUGUGACGCUGACUAACAGGACAGGCUUCUUGUGUGGGGACCGGAGGAGCUGCAUCUCCGCCAGCCAGGUGUGUGAUGGCCUUCGCACCUGUCCCCACGGCGAUGACGAGGAUGAGAGCUUGUGCCGAGAUGUGCCCCAGAACCUCCCCAGCUUCCUUGUGGCUCGCUGUGGAGACCUGGCCUCCUGGAUCUACUCAGACCAAAAGUGUGAUGGGAUCAACAACUGCGGGGACUGCUCAGAUGAACUGAGCCCAGUGACUGCAUGCCCACCCUGUGACGCUGGGUGGUGGCGCUGCUCUCCAACUGUCUUCAAAUACUGCAGCUGUAUCCCAAGGACUCUCUGCCAGGACCACGUGCAGCACUGCUCUGACUGGUCCGAUGAGUACUCCUGUCCCGGACCCUGAGAGGGCCUUCCAGGCCAGCGGGAGAGGCUGGUUGGAAU